GAGCCUCGGAGCACCGGGCCGAUUAUCAGAGGUCCGGGCUCGCACCGGGCCCACAGCGGCUGCUGGAGCGCUCCCGGUCCCGGUCCCGGUUCCGUCUGCCGGUGCGCGUGCAUGCGGGCGGAGGAGCGAUGCGCUGAAACAGGCCUGACGUCACCGCAGCUUUCAUCCUCAGCGCGUUCUGAAGGUUCUCAGUGACGUGCCUGUAGCGCGGUGCUGGAGCAGCCAUCAUGCCGUGCUCCUGUGCAGAGUGGAGGCGGUGGAUCCGCCCGCUGGUCCUGGUUCUUUACGCCCUGCUGCUGGUGGCCGUGCUGCCGCUGUGCGUCUGGGAGCUGCAGAAAGACAAGGUGGGGACUCACAGCAAGGCCUGGUUCAUCGCCGGCAUCUUCGUCUUCCUGACGAUCCCCAUCUCUCUGUGGGGCAUCCUGCAGCACAUGGUGCACUACACCCAGCCCGAGCUGCAGAAACCCAUCAUCAGGAUCCUGUGGAUGGUGCCGAUCUACAGUUUGGACAGCUGGCUCGCCCUGCGCUACCCCAGCCUGGCCAUCUACGUGGACACGUGCCGCGAGUGCUACGAGGCCUUCGUCAUCUACAACUUCCUGGUGUUCCUGCUCAACUUCCUGAGCAACCAGUACCCCAGCCUGGUGCUCAUGCUGGAGGUGCAGCAGCAGCAGCCUCACCUGCCGCCGCUGUGCUGCUGCCCGCCAUGGCCCAUGGGCGAGGUGCUGCUCUUCAGGUGUAAACUGGGAGUCCUCCAGUACACCGUGGUGAGACCGGUUACCACGGUGAUAGCACUCAUCUGUCAGCUGUGUGGAGUUUACGAUGAGGCCAACUUCAGCUUCAGGAAUGCCUGGUCCUACCUGGUUAUCAUCAACAACAUAUCACAGCUGUUCGCCAUGUACUGCCUGCUGCUGCUGUACCGAGCCCUCCGGGAGGAGCUGACUCCCAUCAGGCCCGUGGGGAAGUUCCUGUGCGUCAAGCUGGUGGUGUUCGUCUCCUUCUGGCAGGCCGUUUUCAUCGCCUUCCUGGUCAAAGUGGGAGUGAUCUCAGACAAACACACCUGGGACUGGGACAGCGUGGAGGCGGUGGCCACGGGACUGCAGGACUUCAUCAUCUGCAUAGAGAUGUUCCUGGCGGCCAUCGCUCACCACUACACCUUCACCUACAAGCCCUACGUCCAGGAGGCAGAGGAGGGCUCGUGUUUCGACAGCUUCCUGGCCAUGUGGGAUUUCUCCGACAUCAGAGCCGACGUCACCGAGCAGGUUCGCCACGCCGGUCGCACGUUUCUGGGUCGUCCCAACAAGAUGUAUUUCGGCGCCGUGGCUCGACCGGAACACACCGAGCACACCGGGCUGCUCAACGCCGCUUCGCAGGACCCGCUCGCCGCCGCCGCCGCCUCCGUGCCCUCCUCGCCUUCGGCCAGCGGGCGCUACCAGGGGCUCGGUCACACCCCCGCCCCCCACUCCAUCUCCGCCCCUGCCGGCUUCACCACGCCGUCCUGGGAGGACGACGGCGGCAGCGGCGAGCCGUGACGGCCAGAGGAAGACCUGAAACCACGUCAAAGCCAUGAUGAGCCGACACUUCGCCACGAUCUAAAGACACUCAGAUGUACAGUACAUGUUUGGAAUCUGUGUUUUGAUGUGAAUCCCUGUGAUUUUGAUAAAUGUUCGAGCGGAGCAGGUUGUUCUUGGAGCUUUUUGAUGAGUUUGUUCAAACUCACAAUAAAUCCACGUCAUGAGUCAUUUCGCUUUCCUCCACCAGCGCCAUCGCCGGCUCAAACAGUCGAAACACUGAACACACAACAAACAAAACCCAGCUCAGCUGAGACCACCUCCUGAUGACCAACCACAGAAACCUGCGCGACAGAAGAAAUCAGGAUUUCAUCAUGGAGUCUUUCCUGAUUUCCAGAAGCAACAGAGUUGCUCUGAGCUGCAUUUAGCCGGGAUUUUCAGUCUGAAGGCAACGUUUUCAAAAAACAGCAAACUUCUGUUGCAUUUUGGGAAUAUGUUUACACAAGGAAACUCAGAGUUGCUGAAAAACGUGGCUUUUUAAAAAAAAAAAAACAAUUUUUG
Messenger RNA from Salarias fasciatus (jewelled blenny), 2069 nucleotides. RefSeq names its product transmembrane protein 184C-like. The transcript is spliced from 12 exons. The record is from RefSeq and is a predicted model, not a curated record. NCBI's taxonomy places the organism in Eukaryota, Metazoa, Chordata, Actinopteri, Blenniiformes, Blenniidae. The coding region runs from base 228 to 1529 and encodes 433 amino acids.